AUGACGCAGGGCUCUUUUUCUUUCGGCAGCCGCCAUGCCAUGCAGAUUGCAGGGCAGGGGAACCAAAAUUUGUCCGGAACCCCUCUGGUGCUCCUGUCGCUGCUCUCGCUCAGCCUUGUUCGCGUCGACGCUGCCGCCGCGGCGUCUUCUUUUCUCGCGGGUCCAGGAUGGGAGAAGGGAGUAUCGGCUGCAGCGGACAUGGUUGGUGUACAGAAGGGGGCGGCAUCGGCGGCGAAGGAGGAAGAGGAAGGGCGGGUGGUGCCGGAGAGGGUGGAGAUGGCGUUGAGCAUCAACGACUACCCCUCCAGCGGCGCCAACAGCCGACACAUCUCGCACCCAUGAUCGAUCCAACGAUGAAUCAGAACUGCAUGCAUGAUGCGCAUGGUUUCGACCAGAGACUGUGGAAGACCAUCGACUCCGAUUCAGCAAUACAUAUGCAGAAUUAAAUAUAUGUUCCUUCCCAUGUUGGAAGUGCAUGCAUGUUGAUCUCGAAUUAACGCAUAAUGGAGCAUUAGCUAAUUCGCAAGUCGCAACUAGGUCAUCUCCUUUUUCCUGACCCUGAAGAUCCGCCACUGGCUUAAGCCCCAUGAAGAUCCGCCCCCUGGAGGCAGCACUACCGAAUGGUUAUGCAGAGUUAAAUGCGUAAUGCUAAUAUGAUAUCAUUUCUAUCACAAAUGUAAUGACAUUAUUUAUUCCCUUGUCGUGUUGGUACAUUAUUCAAAAGUAUACUAUUUCUCGCACAA
Phragmites australis (common reed) is the source of this 743-nucleotide messenger RNA. RefSeq lists its product as uncharacterized. The record is from RefSeq and is a predicted model, not a curated record. Bases 1 to 342 code for a protein of 113 amino acids. The transcript is spliced from 4 exons. Lineage: Eukaryota; Viridiplantae; Streptophyta; Magnoliopsida; Poales; Poaceae.